AUGGAUGAGGUCAAUACAGUGUUGGAAAGGAUGAAGGCCAGAUGUGACAGUAGAGGGUAUAGAGGGUCGUGGCCACGGAAUAGGCCUGAAGAGGCAGCAUACGGCAUCAUGAUGGACACCAGAGAGCGCAUCAUGUCCCUCGAGGCUAAUGAUCCCUCGGCAGAAGGUGGUCAGUACCGUUCAACGUACCUCCAGGUCGCCAAGGCUCAUCAGGAGCUACUACAUACACUGCAAGGCUUCCAUACUCGCAGUAGACCGGCUGGUGUGCAGACUGGGACAGAGGCUACCACACCUCUACUCGAGAUCACCGAGGAGCUAGGGGACCUCCCGAAUGAUAUCGAGUUCAGCUUCAACGCUCCGCCCUCCUCGAGACGGGAGUAUCCUCCUCGAAAUCUAUGGUCGAGGCAGGAGUCCGGUGACCAGAGUCCAUGUUGUGGAGGAGCAUCAAGCUCAGCUGGUCUCAGUGUUAUUACAGCCACUACUGAGGACCAAUACGAGGGAGUGGCUGAAGCUUCGGUGGCCAAUGCUCUUGUUGCUGACCUCUUGGCCAACACUAUGUCUACUCUUACUCCAAUUGACGAGAAUAUCCAGGAUCGAUCUACCAGUGACGGAGUGGAGGCCCUCUCAGAAGAAGGAACCAUUCUCAAUGGUGAAGGAGCUUCUAAUAUAAAAACACGAGGAGUGCAAGGUAUAUCUGAGAGCCCCCAUGAAUACGAUAAUGAAGAUAGUACGCAGCCGCCUGAGGGAGGGGUGGCCGGUGGGACUCCCGUCUCGGAGGAGGGGUUGAGACUGAAGGAGCUCGGUCGAGGGCGGACCAGAGAGGACGUGGAAGGGGCCUCAGCAAGGGGUGGGGGAAUAACGACUGGAGAAGAGGAUGAUCAUCUGUUGAAUGGCUGUUUGAUGGCUGUGGGUGGAGGGGACGAGCCAAGAGAGGAUAAUCACUUCGAUGAGGGAGGGAUGAUGCGAGGCUUCGAUCACGAUAGGGAGAUUGCCUUGGCGGUGUUGGCUGAACAUUAUGACCGUAUCGAUAAGGCUCGACCAGUGGGCGAAGAUCAAAUCGGUGAUGGUGUAGCGAUGACAAUUGGGGAAUAUCAUCCAGACACGGUCUUGUUCGAGGCAGAGGAUCGAGUGAAUCCGUCCGUUAUGGGAAUCGACUCGGCCUCCCAACGGAUCAACAAGCACUGGAUCCUCCUCAAGGCCCAAUGGAUACCGAAAGCAUCCAAACCCAGCCUGUUACGGAGGCCCUAA
Perkinsus marinus ATCC 50983 is the source of this 1248-nucleotide messenger RNA. RefSeq lists its product as hypothetical. The transcript has 4 exons. Lineage: Eukaryota; Perkinsozoa; Perkinsida; Perkinsidae. The record is from RefSeq and is a predicted model, not a curated record. Bases 1 to 1248 code for a protein of 415 amino acids.